UGCCGGGCCGCUGCUCCGGUUACCGCACCCGCGUAGGAGCGAGCGAGGCGCCAUGGCCGCCCGGCCCCGGCUGCACUACCCCAACGGCAGGGGCCGCAUGGAGUCCGUCCGCUGGCUGCUGGCCGCCGCCGGAGUCGAGUUUGAUGAGGAAUUUCUGGAAACAAGAGAACAAUUGGAGAAGCUGCAGGAUGGUGACCACCUGCUGUUCCAGCAAGUGCCCAUGGUCGAAAUAGACGGCAUGAAGUUGGUACAGACUCGAAGCAUCCUCCACUACAUCGCUGAGAAGCACCAGCUCUUCGGCAGGGACCUCAAGGAGAGAACCCUGAUCGACAUGUACACGGAGGGCACGCUGGACCUGCUGGAGCCCAUCAUCAUGCACCCUUUCCUAAAGCCGGAGUACCAGCCGAAGGAAGUGCUCCACAUGGCCCAGAAGGCCAUCGUUCGAUACUUUCCCGUGUUUGAAAAGGUUUUAAAGGGCCACGGACAGAACUUCCUCGUUGGCAAUCAGCUGAGCCUCGCCGACGUGAUUCUGCUCCAAACCAUUUUGGCCCUGGAAGAGAAAAUUCCGAAUGUCCUGGCUUCGUUUCCUUUCCUCCAGGAGUACUCAGUGAAAUUAUGCAACAUCCCUACAAUUAAGAGAUUUCUUGAACCUGGCAGCAAAAAGAAGCCACCCCCUGAUGACGUCUAUCUGCGAACCGUUUACAACGUCUUUAUGCCAUGAAUCACGUGGUCAUCUGUGAGUGGGAGCCGGGCCCGGGUGUCUGUGCCCACAGCGUUGUCUUAAUGGAUCCCUGUACUACUGUCUUGCUGUGUUCAGUUGGGUCAUAAAUUGGGCCUUUCCUCUCGAGAUCCCUUCCUCAACUGUCACCUUGUUUUUGUCCAGCAAAUGAGUGUUAUGGGACACGCUCUGGCAGACAUUUUUGAGGAGACUGGUGAUUCAGUUAGGCUGGGUGGCGCUCCUCUUUUCCUGUAGUUAGCCCACCCAAUAAUGAGGGUGCAGGGCCUCGUGUUGUCUGACACCCGGCUCCUCUGUUGUAUCCAAGCCCUGCAGGCUGCUCCAGGUGCUUGGUGUCUAGUGACAGUGCAGUCAUGAGUGGCUCCUCUGACCCAGAGAAAGUCAGUGGUGGUGACAAUGGCAGCCAGUGUUCUCCAGAAUAAAGAAUUUAUUAUGGCC
Messenger RNA from Octodon degus (degu), 1174 nucleotides. Its product is annotated as glutathione S-transferase A4. Bases 53 to 721 code for a protein of 222 amino acids. Gene Ontology annotation, biological process: xenobiotic metabolic process; glutathione metabolic process. Gene Ontology annotation, molecular function: glutathione transferase activity. NCBI's taxonomy places the organism in Eukaryota, Metazoa, Chordata, Mammalia, Rodentia, Octodontidae. The transcript is spliced from 7 exons. The record is from RefSeq and is a predicted model, not a curated record.